Molecule: messenger RNA, 5037 nt
Organism: Ochlerotatus camptorhynchus
Lineage: Eukaryota; Metazoa; Arthropoda; Insecta; Diptera; Culicidae
Product: knirps-related protein-like
Exons: 3
Coding region: 1286-2629 (447 amino acids)
Biological process (GO): regulation of transcription by RNA polymerase II
Cellular component (GO): nucleus; chromatin
Molecular function (GO): zinc ion binding; estrogen response element binding; nuclear receptor activity
Source: RefSeq, a predicted model, not a curated record
UCGAUCACAUGGUGUGCAGGUUGUGGUGUUGUGGAACCGAGAGAAGGUUAUUGUUUUGAACUCCUCUCAACCGGUUGAGCCCGAGUCGAGUGGUGUGUGCCUUAUGCAGGUCGUAAGAAGCCCCGUGAGGUUUUAUGUUGCAGCAACGGCAGCAGUGACCAGCUGGUGCACCGAUAACGAGGUACGACGGGCGCGCGCCUCCAGUGGUGUACGCAUUGUGUUUUGUGCUUGUGUAGUGGUGGUAGCUGGUGAAACCCCCGGUGGGUUCUGGCGCGAUUGAGUUGAGCCCUUCUGGUGCAGGCAAUCAGUGAUCCGGCAGCGUGCGGGGUUAACAGUUCCGAAACCCCGGUCCAGCGAAACAGUUUCCGCUUUUUUCAGUCUGACUCGCACUGCGGACGCAUCGUGUACUGUGUGUGGAUGGUUUUUAGCGACUGGUCGCGGCGGAUUUAUUGUGCACGCGUACUGAUAAGGAAGUGUUAUCGAUUAAAAAAAAAACAAACAAAACAAAAAACUAAACAAUUGUUAAGAAUAUGAUCUUGUUCGGAUUUACAAAAAAUAAACACAAACAAAUCGCAGCUCCUCGCUGAAUACGGUGGAAGAUAAUUGGAUGCGUGUUAGGAGAAAACACCAAACCAGCUAAUCGUUGGUAAACAGUGAAUGAAUUACAAAUUAACGAGUUACUACAAAUUGAAAGCAGAACAACCAGAACACAAUAACAACAAACCUCGCCUCGGCUGCUCUGCUAGUUUGAAGUGCUUAUCAGAUCGGUGUUAAUUGUUUGCCACACGACCACCGAUCCUGGCCUAACCCGUGGAAGGUUCGAAAAUCUGGAGCGAAAAUUGAUAGUGAAAACAACAAGCUUGGAUUGAACUGGAUGGAUGGAUUUGGAGACAAAGUGAUCUGAUUGACGCAAGAUUAGUGCGGUACUGAUAAAUGUGGUGAUAAUACGGUUAUAACGAGGAACACAAACAGCAGACUUUCGAGAGCAAUUGGAACCCAUCAAGCGGCAGUAGUCUCUGUUUGCGUGUGUAUGUGUGUGCGGCCAAGUGAUUGAAACGAUAGUAACGAGCUCUGAUUGUGUUCGAUCGACUGUGUUAAUUAAAUUUACUCUUUCGGAAGUGUUAACCGGAGAGCUAUGGAUAGCUGAUUGGAAGUGUGAAGAUUAAGCUUUGUUUGAAGAAAAGGAGGAAAUUCCUUCGGUACCAUUAGAAUUUCACAGUCGACUCCGGUCCGGACAAGGCAGACAUAUCUGGACGAGAAUAGCUGAUCGCGAGUAUUAUUCAAGAUGAAUCAACAGUGUAAAGUGUGCGGCGAACCGGCAGCUGGGUUUCACUUUGGAGCGUUCACCUGCGAAGGAUGCAAGUCCUUCUUCGGUCGCUCGUACAACAAUCUCUCAUCGAUCUCCGAGUGCAAGAACAACGGAGAAUGCAUCAUCAACAAGAAGAACCGCACGGCAUGCAAGGCCUGCCGGCUACGCAAGUGCCUUAUGGUCGGGAUGUCCAAGAGUGGCUCCCGGUACGGUCGUCGAUCCAAUUGGUUCAAGAUCCACUGUCUGCUGCAAGAACAGCAGCAAGCUGCCCAACAGCAGGCGGCCAAUCAUAAAACAGGAGCCCCUUCCAUUCACGGGAUGUUCGGACCACCUGGCGCUUACCCCCAUCCAAUGUACUCCCGACCUCCCUGCACCAAGGAAGAACUGAUGCUCCUCGGCUUGGAAGAAUACAGCAAACACCCAUCGGCGUCACCUUCGGUCAGCUCUCCCGAUAGCCACAAUUCGGAUAGCUCCAACGAAAUCAACGAUCGGCGAAAUGCCUUACUCCGUCAGGGAAAGCUACACGAAGUACCUACGAUCAACAAGGAACUGUUCCUACCGCUUCCGUUUGGAGGCCUCCCACUGAUGCCACCGCCAGGUUUCCUACCACCAUCCCAUCUGAUGUUCUCUGGCUUCCAUCCGGCCUUGUACCCACACCAUCAGGGUCUGCUGAAACCUGCUGACUCCCCGAUCCUCAGCAGUUCACCGCUUGCCAACAACAACAGCCGCUUCACACCAAAUCACAACACCAGCAGCUCCAACAGUAACACCACGCCCACUGAAACCAAAUCACCAGAAUCCUUCUCGAAACGGUUCUAUCUGGACGCGGUGCUCGAAUCGCAGCGGUGUCCCAGCAACGAAACUGCGGGAAGCGCCAAGGAAGAACCCGAACCCGAAGAGGUCGCUCCGGCACCGAUGACUCCUCCACGAUCACCUGCCGCCGUAGCAGGUCCUCACCAGGACAAUCCCAUCGAUCUGAGCAUGAAAACCGGAAGCAGUUGCUCCUCCGAAGACCACCGGACCUCAGUUUCCGGUGCCGACAGUGACGACGAACAGCUGGUCGUCGUUUCCAAUGAUCGUAACUCACCACCCACCAAAUACACCAACAAUAAUACCCUCUCGAACAACCACCACCACAAUCACCACCAUAGCCAUCACAAUAACCAUCACCACCACCACCAGCGGCAUCAGAGUUCCUCGUCGGCCCAUGGGAGUGGGAGCGACUCCGACAUGGAAGACCGAGAAACCGAGUACGAACGGGAGGUCAAACGGAUGAAGCUGCAGGGAACGACCCCGCUCGAUUUAACCACCAAGGUCUGAAAGACCAACAAACUCCUCCGUCGAGUCCUUCGAAGACCCACCAAAAUCGCACUGUACAGACUCCUCCCAAACGUCAAAUAAACCUGUAAAUAGUGGCUACCCAAAAAAGGAAGAAACAUAGAAAGAGAAAGAGAGAGAGAGUGCCUCAUGACAACCUAGUGCAAGGCCAGUUUGUGUGAUUGAAAUCGAAAAUAUAACAUGUGCCAGUAGCUUGUUUUACUUUAUUAUUUUUUGUAAAAACGAACCAUUAUUCUGUGACAUCUUGUGCGUAGUCUCGCACGGUAGAUCUAGAGUAAAUCGAUUGAUAAGGACAACGUGGUCAGUAGGAAACCGAAUUGGUUCCAACGCUUCCAAUCUGUAUGGAAGCUCGGAGGAAUUCGAAGAAAACCAAAUUUGUUUGUAUGUACCGAUAGGAGUUAAGGAACGCAGCCGGCAAGUGAUCGAUGGAAGGCUGGGGCAUGCUGAGGGGAUUAAAGUGGUAUAUUGUGGGAGUUUUUUUUCCUUGAAUCGAUAUUUUAAUAAAGCAUUUCUCAGAAGAAAAUUCAAACAGAAAGCCACAACAAAAUUUUGCUUAUGAAUGACAAAUUAUAAUCAAUAUUUCCCCGGUUUCCAUAUCCCAUACAGUAUCUCACUUAAUCCGAUGCAUGCUCGAAUCAAUCAUAGAUCUUGUAAUUUUAAAAACACACUACCCGUGUAAUAAACUCAAAUAUUUAUUCUCCUUCCUCCUUAGCAAAGUAAAUCACUCCUCAAGAUCAACUCCGAUCGUUUCCUUCUAUUCUUGCCAUGCGCUCAACCAUGUGGACCCACCGGGUCUUUCCUCAAAACUUGUUCAAACACUUGGAGUUAAAUGCUCUGAAUCACUCCUUUCGACACUUGAACCACCAGUCCUUUGCCCCGUCGGCCAAGAGUGCAAUCAUGUAUGUCAUCUCAAUGGACACUCUGUCUGUCUAUGUAUAUUUUAAACCCUGGAGCACUCCUACUCCUACCCUCAGUGGAUUGUCCGGCGUUCAGCGCUCUCUGCUACUGGAAUUCCCCGUGCACCGGGAUUCAAGUCGCAAUCAAAGUCAGUUCCCAUCCCAUCCAGUCAUCACUCUUUCGAGUCCUCACAGACUACAAAUUGAACACCGUCACUGAAAGGUGUGAAUCCCUAGUGCGAAUGGGUGAGAAACGCAUAAAAAUCUUGAUAUAUAUUACGAGCGUAAAUCCAGAAACCGCCCGAGGGCAUCCAUUUCAAUAAAUCUGCAUAGAGCAAGAGUCCGUCGCGGCGCGGCGGAGGACCCAGAGAGCGCCUUUCUUUUCACAUCAUAAACCUACACGUUUAUUCCCGCGCCGUUGCUACAACACUCUGAUUCCGAGCCAGAUCCAGUUCAUCUCAUAAGCCACCACCACUUCUCCACCUACCACCUCCCCACCCAGUCACCCUUCUAUUUCGCUGGGAAAAAUUUCACUCUUCGAAUCCAUUUACACACAAAUCGCACGUUCGAGGGACGACUUGGCCUUUGGACAAUGAUCACAAAUCAUCCCCACCUAUCUAUGGUACCCGGCGGACAAACUCAAAUCGGACUGCUAACGCCACUGCGAAAACGCAGCCCAGCACAAAACUCCUCUUACCCACCAACUCCUUAAUGGUCCAAUUUCUCAUCAUGUGAUGAAAAUAAAAUUAAGGCUGUAAACUUUCGGAGCAAAACAUUCACUCACUCACACUCUCUCACACACACACACCCGAUACACUCCUCUCAUUCUCAUGUAGUCACCAGAGAGCUCAAGCUUUGGUGGCCUAACUACCCGCGAAUGAUAGACAAGCAAUGGAAAAAAAAAGUUGUAAAAUUAAGGUUAGUUAGUCCAAUGUGUAGUUUAAUUUCGUUUUUAAGUGGAACCCAUAAAACACAGAAAUAAACAAACAUAGACACAAGCACACACACACACACCCCGUCCCUUCCUUUCUUGUUUGCAGAUAGAUAGAUAAAGUAAACAGAAGAAAAGUGGUUCAGUAUUUAUCCGAGACCAAUUUUUACACGCGCACACACACCUAUGCAGAAAAACACGUGAGAAUUCGCCUCGUAGACAACGAAAAUCGGUAAUGAAGUGAUCUUUUGGUGUGCAACGAAAUGUGGAAGUUCAGCAAACUUUGAACUUUUUGUUGUGAAGUAGUUGAUAGUUAGGGCAAAUGAGUAUAAUAUUGAAACAUAUCAAGACAAUAUUUUAUUUUAAAUGGAUGUUUUAGGUUUUAGCAUAGCAAUGGUUUGAAAAGCUAUUUAGGUAAAGAAAUUGUUGACUAUUGUAAAAAAGUGUUUAGCGUUUAAGAUACUUGAAAUUUUUGAAAAAAGUAUUUACCAUAUGUGAAAAAGUGAAACUCUUUAGAAAGACGAGAAUAAAUAUCCUGUGAAUGGAACUUAUUUAAUUCGAAA